GGGUGGGUGCACUUAAGCCAGGAACAUGGCCACUCGCCGCCUGACCGACGUCUUCAUAUUAUUGCGGAACAAUGCCGCCCACAACAGGCACAUUCUGGCCGAGCAAGUGAGUAAUGGCGGCGGGAGGGCGCCCGGCCGCGGAGCGGAGCUCGAUGAGCUGGAAGAUGACCGCAUGGCCUUGGUGUCGGGCAUUAGCCUGGAUCCAGAAGCUGCCAUUGGUGUCACAAAGCGCCUAUCUCCAAAAUGGGUGGAUGGAGUGGAGGAGAUUAAUUAUGAUCUCACACGUAUUAAACAGAAGAUGAAGGAACUGGCCAGCUUACAUGACAAGCACUUAAACAGGCCGACGUUAGAUGACAGCACAGAAGAGGAGCACGCUAUAGAAAUCUCCACUCAGGAGAUCACACAGAUGUUCCACCGCUGUCACCGGUCAGUGCAGAGCCUACAGAGCCGAAUACGUAACUGCACAGAGCAAGAGGAGCGGUUGUUGCGUAAUGUGGUGUCCUCACUGGCACAGUCUCUGCAGGAUCUCUCCACCAACUUCAGACAUGCUCAGUCUGGAUAUCUCAAGAGAAUGAAGAAUCGAGAGGAAAGAUCUAAACAAUUCUUUGACACGUCUGUCCCCCUCAUGGAUGAUGGAGAGGACAAUACACUGUAUGAUCGGGGCUUCACAGAUGAUCAGCUAGUUCUGGUCCAGCAGAAUACAUUAAUGGUGGAAGAACGGGAGAGGGAAAUUCGUCAGAUAGUACAGUCCAUCUCUGACCUGAACGAGAUCUUCCGAGAUCUGGCAACCAUGAUAGUGGAGCAGGGUACAGUUUUGGACAGAAUAGACUAUAACGUUGAGCAGUCUUGUGUUAAGACAGAAGAAGGCUUAAAACAAUUGCAAAAGACUGAGCAGUACCAGAAAAAGAACCGCAAGAUGCUUGUCAUUUUAAUCCUGUUUGUCAUCGUGAUUGUUCUGAUUGUCGUGCUAAUUGGUGUAAAGUCCUAAUAGGUCAUUUUUAAGAUUUAUUUGUAUUAGUUUGGACCUGCUCGUGUUUCUGACAACACUUCCGUUACUUUGUACAAGCUGGGGACACUCCGAAACGCCUGCAGCACUGCUGAUGGUUCAAGAAGCGAACGCAAAGUCCGGGGGUUUAUUUCAUCACAUUGGCAUUCUUCCCGUUCAACAAUCACUUCUAGUGUUUCCAGAUGAGACAAUGCGGACCAAAGCAACCAUGGCCUAGCAGUUUGCACUACUUGUUUAAAAGGAACACUAGUAAUUGACAACUGAUUUGGGAAUGAAAGUUCCAGUUAUGUUUA
This is a messenger RNA of Nanorana parkeri, 1299 nucleotides long. RefSeq names its product syntaxin 16 (gene STX16). Gene Ontology annotation, cellular component: endomembrane system; SNARE complex; membrane. The transcript is spliced from 10 exons. Lineage: Eukaryota; Metazoa; Chordata; Amphibia; Anura; Dicroglossidae. The coding region runs from base 26 to 988 and encodes 320 amino acids. The record is from RefSeq and is a predicted model, not a curated record. Gene Ontology annotation, biological process: vesicle fusion; intracellular protein transport; vesicle-mediated transport. Gene Ontology annotation, molecular function: SNARE binding; SNAP receptor activity.